AUGCCCGACACGCCCGAGCCGGAUGUCUCUCAUGCUGUGCACCCUUGUCCUACCAUGCCAUUUCCUUCCUGCAAGUCCGAGUGCAUCCCCGGUGACGGAGUAAACACCGUUCGUGACGACGGAGAUGUGCCACGCGACUCGGGAAGAUGGAACGACGGUGUUCAGACUGCUGCCAUUGAACAUCUGGUCACACUCAAACAGGGGUUGCGGACAUCCGAUACCGAGUUGUUCUGGAAACGGCUUAUGGAGGAUCUCACAUCUAUAACGGAAGCCCAGUACGGCUUCGUUGCCCGAAGGGUGCACGGAAGUCCCAUGCCAGAACUAGGCGGGCGGCGCCCGUCGCUUUUUGGUGCAGUCUUCUACUACAACGAUGGCUACCAGACUGUUGGUUUGCAGCGAAACAGGUAUUUCGCGGGUGGGAAUCCUUUGUUGCACAUGGACCACGAACGACCUUGUUUGAUUCCCGAAAAUCUUAGUUCACUGGCCUCGUUCGGCGAUGAUCAACUCCCAUUUGGUGCCGAUGGAUAUUUGGCGAUUCCGCUUUUUUCGGCUGGGAAGUGCCUGGCGCACCUCGGGUUGAUGUGGUCAAAGGAUGGGCUUCGAAAGCGAAAUCUGUCCUGGUCCUUUCUGGAAAUGAUUCUCCAUUCGCUCGAGGACAUGAUUGUACAGCGACUAAACUCAGAGGUAGAAACUCUAGAUGAAAUGUCGGAUUCUCCAACGACGAGUAUUUCCGAUUUUCACGGAGCCUAUGAUUGCGAUUCCCACCCCCUCAAACCAUAUGCCCGAAGCUUAUCCCACGAAUUGAGAACUCCGAUGCAAGGUGUAGUGGGUAUGCUCGAUGUCAUGCACGCUACCGUGUGCGAAGCGAUGGAGAGCAAGACUCCCAUCAAGUCCGGGGCCAUCUUUCAAGCUCUCAAGGAGGGGAUCGAGAUGAUUCAAGAUAGCGCGAGACGUGCUAUGGAAGCGGCCGAUAAUGUUGUUCAUGCAUAUGAUCUCAAUAUGCAAAUCCCUAAAACUCCACUCCGCGAGGAGUCCGAGAUACUAGGCGGCCUCGCGAUCCCACCUACUAUAUCUGAAACACGUCCGAGCAUUUUUAUCGCGGGGAACAAUAUCGCAGUAAAUCCAUACAAACGGCGGCGAAGCCUACCACCGGAAAUGAACCCCAGACCGGCACGCAAACAAAGACUUCGUGCGGCUUCAUCGCGACAGGAACUGUCCCCUCGUAGCGAGGAAGUCAAGAAUGCUGUCCAUGAAAGCGAUCAGAUCGUUCAUGCCAUUCCAGCUCGCCAAAUUGAAGCCGUCAUGGCCAAAAUGGUUGAUCCGCGCCCGUCCCUUGCAGUUAGACGAUCCGCACCUCAUUUGCUUCUGGAGGGUAUCAACGUGAACCUAAGAGGUUCUGCUUUGCGUUUUACGAAGUUACGAGAUCUUCUCCGUUUGGUGAUUAACGAGUCCCUCCACGUUGGUGGCCGACCUGAUUCUGCCAUUAGCAAUGCAACCGAGUUUGGGGAGAGGAUCGAGAUUCGGUCGCGGUCCUCAAACGGCGAAUUGUUCACCAAGGUUGUGGAUUGGUCUGUGGAUCCAGCAUUGCCCGACACCCUUCUCGCCGAUGACCGUGAUCUGGCCAAGCUGAUCUCGUGUGUAUUCCUCAAUGCGAUCAAAUUCACCAAUAAUGGCACCAUCACUGUCUGCGCCACUUUCGAACCCCAGAAAAAUGAUGUUUUCAUACUUGUUCGCGAUACUGGCCCCGGAAUCCCGGCUGCAUUCCUGCCCAACCUCUUCAAACCAUUUGCCCGUGAGGAUGCAUCGACCACUAGAAGCAAAGAUGGCCUAGGCCUUGGUCUUCUUGUAGCGAAAGGCCUUUCCCGCAAAAUGGGUGGUGAUUUGACCUGUGUACGUUCGUCGACUUCUGGGCCUGAUCGGGGUACGGAAUUCCGCAUUCGAAUCCCUGUAAACCAACGGGAAGCUGAAUUUCGCCCUGCAACUCCUGGGGAGAGGACCUUGACGUCACCAACUACCGACCAAACACAACAGGGCGGGGUCAGCAGCUUCUUGUGUGAUACCUCUUCCUCCAGCUCGCCAUUCGUCCUUCUCCAAAACUGCCAACUGCAACAACCGACCCCGAGUGCCAGCGACGAAAGCAUGUCUCAAAGCCCAACACCCCCACGAACGUCACCACAAAUCCGUCUGCAUCAAACACUCAUCUCCGGGGAUGUAUAUGACAAGAAGCUUGGAGAGAAAUAUCCACUGCGCUUUCUAGUUGCUGAAGAUAAUCGUAUCAACCGGCGCGUACUGGUGAACAUGUUACGCAAGCUUGGUUACAGCGAUGUACUUGAAGCUGCCGAUGGCCAAGAGGCGGUGCAGAUCGUCGAAGGCAUUCUGUCCACCUCGAAGCCCUCACGCGCGCCAGGUAUCGAUAUCGAUCCUGUGAACGGAAUGCAAGGCGUAAUCAACGAGCGACCUUCGACUCCCAAAAUGAAACCGAUUGAUGUCGUCCUCAUGGAUCUCUGGAUGCCUAAAAUGGACGGAUACGAAGCCACCUCUCGAAUUCUCGAGAUGGUCAACAAACAUCGGGAUCAAUACGCUUCUUUUGAGCCAUCGAAAUGUAAUAGCCCGGACUCCAUGGAAAUGGAUCCAGCCCCUAAUACAUUCUGUGCGCCACCACCUCCCACCGUCCUUGCUGUGAGUGCCGACGUUACCGAUGAAGCACUCAAUCGCGCCUCCUUGGUGGGAAUUAAAGGCUACAUGACGAAGCCUUACAAACUUUGCGAUCUCGAACGAUUGAUUAUUGAAUUUUGCGGUACUGGCAAACCCCUUGCCUAA
This is a messenger RNA of Penicillium paradoxum, 2820 nucleotides long. RefSeq names its product CheY-like superfamily. The transcript has a single exon. The record is from RefSeq and is a predicted model, not a curated record. Gene Ontology annotation, biological process: phosphorelay signal transduction system; protein autophosphorylation. The coding region runs from base 1 to 2820 and encodes 939 amino acids. NCBI's taxonomy places the organism in Eukaryota, Fungi, Ascomycota, Eurotiomycetes, Eurotiales, Aspergillaceae. Gene Ontology annotation, molecular function: histidine phosphotransfer kinase activity; phosphorelay sensor kinase activity.